Glycine soja is the source of this 1329-nucleotide messenger RNA. Its product is annotated as probable CDP-diacylglycerol--inositol 3-phosphatidyltransferase 2. Lineage: Eukaryota; Viridiplantae; Streptophyta; Magnoliopsida; Fabales; Fabaceae. Gene Ontology annotation, molecular function: CDP-diacylglycerol-inositol 3-phosphatidyltransferase activity. The transcript is spliced from 11 exons. Gene Ontology annotation, biological process: phosphatidylinositol biosynthetic process. The coding region runs from base 282 to 965 and encodes 227 amino acids. The record is from RefSeq and is a predicted model, not a curated record. Gene Ontology annotation, cellular component: Golgi apparatus; membrane.
CAAUUUUAAGUUAAAAAAAAAAGAAGCCCUUAUACUCUUUUUGUUGUUGUCUUUGAACGUAUACUACGCUAACUUCUCUUUCCCGAAUCUUUUCCAAUCUCCCUUCGCCGAUCCUUCGCGCGUUCCGCCACCACCUCCGCCGUUCUCAGCUCCCCGCUUCCGGAAAAUUAUGUAUAGUGUUUUCUUGGCUGCUUCAUAGUCCUCCCUCCCUUGCCACCGGUGAAUAUUUGAUUGGCAAUCCUGUCCUUAUUAGUCAAGUUUUAGAAUACAAAGAAGCUUCAAUGGCCAAGAAACCAGGACCAAGAUCCAGUAAAUUGUCAGUGUACCUUUACAUUCCUAAUAUAAUUGGAUACAUCCGGGUUCUUUUAAACUGUUUUGCCUUCUCCCAAUGUUUAUCAAACAAAAUCUUAUUCUCUAUUCUGUAUUUUUUAAGCUUUGUAUGUGAUGCUGUUGAUGGCUGGUGUGCCCGCAAAUUUAAUCAAGUGUCAACCUUUGGAGCUGUGCUGGACAUGGUAACAGACAGAAUUAGCACUGCUUGUCUACUUGUAGUCCUUUCCCAACUGUACAAGCCUGGCCUUAGCUUCUUGUCAUUGCUCGCUUUAGAUAUUGCCAGCCACUGGCUGCAAAUGUACAGCACAUUCUUGACGGGAAAGACUAGUCAUAAAGAUGUAAAAGACAGCAGCAGCUGGCUUUUCAGGGCAUACUAUGGAAAUAGGAUGUUUAUGGCUUACUGCUGUGUCUCAUGUGAGGUUCUUUACUUAAUCCUGUUUUAUCUUGCCGAGAAUCAAACAGAGAAACUGGUUGACGUUAUAUCAAGUAAUUUACAAAAGAUAUCAUUCCUUUCUCUUCUAAUGGGUACUAGUUUAUUUGGAUGGGCAGUCAAGCAAAUUAUAAAUGUUAUCCAGAUGAAGACAGCAGCAGAUGCGUGUGUGCUUUAUGACAUCGAAAAAGAACACAAGAACUGAUGUUUCUUCCACGACCAGGAUCCCCUUGUCUUUGUUUUUCAGUACCAUGUGCGCUCAAAGAUUAAUAUGAAUUAUCCCAGAUGGCAAUUGGGCUUGAAUUGUUCAGUUUUCUAUAAUUUGUAAUGAAAGAAAAAUAACAUACUGAACUGAAGAAUCUACCUUUCUAUAUAGCAAAAAGAUUCUGUAGCGCAAGGUUCAGUUCUUUUUUGUUUAGCCAUUGUUAAUCACACUGCGACGCUAAGAAAGAUUUGUUCAGUUUUGAAAUUGCAAAUCCUUUUAUAGGAUUGGCUGAUCGUGUACUUACUGCUUGUACUUGCAUGCGUUUGAUGAAUUGACACGAUGUCAUGCCAUAUGUUCUAAUUCU